AAUAGUGAAAAUGAUAAAUAUAUUUAUCAUGUAAUUAAUAAGAAUAAUAAUUAUAAUAAUAAUGAUGAUACCACAAAUGUUACAAUAAAAUUUUAUGAUUUAAAACAAAUUCUAAAUGGUGAAUCAAAUAUUGAUGAUAAUAAUAUUAAAAAUUUAAAUAAAAAAUAUUAUACAUUUAAUAAUAAUAAUAAUAAUCAUAAUAGUAGCAGUAAAAGAGGAAUACGUGCCGCUCGUCGAAAUAUAUGUGAAAUUGGAUGUAAAUGUGAAAAGGAUAAUGCAUUUAUCGUUGUCACCUGUGAUUUUACUCAAAGUAAAUCGAUGGAUUCCGUUUUUAAUUCUAAAUUGGAAGUUCCACAAAAAACAAAAUCAUUUAUAAUCAAAUUGAGCACUCAUACUCAAUUUCGAAUUGAUGAAGGAUUAUUCGAAAAUAAUUUAAUUAAUAGUAUACGUGUUGAAGGAAUAUCAGAUGAGAGUAAUUCACAAAUUGAGAUUAGUCAAAAUUCCUUGAAAGGAAAUAAUGGACCAUAUCCAGAGAUAACAAUUGUCGAUGUUGGAACCGUUAUUUUACGUACUGAUUCUUUUUCAGGUGAAUUUCGUUUAAUAGUAAGGAAUAGUGGUUUUGUUAAAAUUUAUAAGAAUGCAUUUCAAAAUACAUCCUUUGAAGGGCAAUUCUCGAAUAUUAAAGAUUUACGUUUUGAUGUAGGAGCCUUUAAUAAAGCUCAAGCUAAGCUUACAAUAGAAGAUUCAAAAAUUGAUGAAUUAAAUCGUUUCGAAGCUUCUUUACGUGAAAUUAAAUUUGAUAAUUGUACAAUUGGAAUAAUCGAUACUGGUGCAUUUGAUGUGAAUAAUAUCAAUUCGAUUGUAUUUUAUCGAUGUAAAAUUGAUGUGUUUCGUUCAAAAGCAAUUACUGAAAAGCUUUUAAGUCAUAAUUUUUCAAUAACGAAUGCCGAUAUUCGUGUGAUGGAAAGUGAAGCUAUUUCAGGAAGUGGCAUUACAGAAUUAGUUUUAAAGAAUAAUAAUAUCGAUGAAAUUCAAUCGAAUGCAAUAUAUGUGGUAGCGGCAAACGCAACAAUUUCAUACAAUCGUAUCAAUAAAUUAGGAGACAAUUGGCUUCGAAUCAAAGAUUUUACUCAUAUACACAUUCAUCAAAAUGAAUUUAGAGAUUUUGGUUCCAUGCUGCUUGAGCAACCUCCAACAUCGCCAAAUAUAGUCUUUUGUAAAUUCGAGAAUAAUUCAAUUACAAAUCCAAAACCUGGAAGUCUGAACAUUCCUAACAAAUAUUGUAUAAUACGUGAAAUAUCAUUCUAUCAAUUAUGUUCCUGUAAUACCGAAUGGUUAGAUCAAAUAACAUCACGCGAUCUGAAAUCACUUAGUUAUUGUCGUGUCUCAAAUGAUUUGAAAGAUUGUUUUAAACGUAGUGUAUAUAAUAUUCUUGCAUGGCUUAAUGAAGUUUGUGAUUAUAAUGCAAAUACAUUAGAUUGCAUGAAAGGCCAAGAACAAAAGAAUGUCAAUUCAAAUUUCAUUGAUCCUAAUGAUGAUGGAGGUUUCGAUUUAAAUUGGAUUUAUAUUAUUGUUGGCAUUAUUAUUCUAGUCAUAUUAGUUCUUAUAGUUUUUAUAGCAACUAUGAAAUUUUACACAAAACGUCGUCAACAACAGCAACAACAAGCUGCAACACAUCUUUCCGAAAGUAAUUCAGCUGUGUCGAAUCUAACACCAAAUGGUACAGCACAAAAGCAUCAACAUAUAUUUUCGAAUGAAGAUCGUCGAAUUAUUAAUCAAACAUUAAAUAUCUUAAGAGAAAAAUAUCCACCUGAUGUUUACGAUGAGGUUAAUAAAAAUACUCAAAUUUUAUUACGCGGUAAUAUUAAUGAAAUGCAAAGAGUUAAAUCUAUUGGAGACAUUGUACAAGCAUUAGAUGAAUGUCAAAAUACUGGCGAUGAUUUUGUUGCAUUCACAGAUAUUUUAUAUAAACAUUUAGCGUCAUCAAGCGGUACAGCACCACCAAUCGAACCAACAUAUUCAGAACCAGUGAUACAAGAUGAUGUUAAUAGUAUUAGUAGUGGAGGAGUGGGAGGCGUUGGUGGUGGAAUAACUAAUAGAACAGGCGGUAAUAAUAGAGGAGUUGGUCCAUAUGCAUCAACAACUGUUGUACCAGGCAUUACAGAUUUACAAACAAAUAUCGAUCAUAUAUAUGCAGAACCUACAAGCGCCCAACAGCCGUUACUUACAAAUGAAUAUGCUUCCCCAGCUGAUCGUAAUGACGACAAUAUGGUAGAUUUAUAUUCUGAGCCGAUUUCAAAUGAAAGAGAUCGCAAAAUCAUUCCGCCAUAUGCAAUAAUUGGACCAAAAGCAUAUUCUUCAAAUCAAUCAUCAAUUAAUUCUUCAAAACAUAAUCAAAAAACAAUACAACAAAAACCGUCCACAUUUAAUAUACCAACAUCACAAACAAUAAAUCAAAAAAAUCUUCCUGAUGUUUUACAUCCGUCAACAUCUUCAUCAAUUACUGCCAAUAAUAAAAAUAAUUUUCUUAAUAGCACUAACAUAAAUAACAGCAGCAGCAGCAGCAGCUUUAAACCCUUAACAAAUGUUCAAAAAAUGGCAAAAAAUUUUUCAAAUGAUCCAAACUUCCACAUAACAAGAUCACCAACAUCAAAUCGUCGAAUACCAAAGUAUACAAUUCCAAAUAAAAAACAAUUAUCUGAUAAUAAUAUUGUUGAACAACAUCAGCCAUCACCAUCCACAUCUACAUCAUUAAAUCCAUCAUCAUUUACAUCAAUUAAACAAAACAACAAUACAUUAGAUUAUGAUAAUUAUAUUACAGGAUCUGGAACAGGAGGUCUAAUAGGAAAUUUUAAUGUUAAUUUAUCACCAUCUGGUGAAGCAGCCACAUCCAAAAUAGUUUCUGGUGAUAAUCAAUCGAAUCAUUCAGGUGGUAGUGAUAUAACAGUUCAAAUGGAUGAUAUUAUAGAAUAUGCGGAUGCAUAAAAUUUCAAAAAUUUUAUAAUUGAAUCUGGUCCAAACUAGAUAAUUUUUUUUUUGUUUGAUUAAAAUUCUUGAAGAUGCAUUAUAAUUUUAAUUGUGAGCGUAUCGAAACUUUUAAACUUGUUUGUCAUACAAUAUUAUUAAGAUUAUAUUUCAUGAUCGCACUGUUAAAUGCAUUUUGAAUUUUUUCUCUUGUUAUAAAUAUUUCCUUUUUAUAUAUAAUUAAUUUUAUAACAUGUAAAUAUUUUGAAGCAUAAAAUUGAUUUUAUUUGAUUUCUUAAGAAAAAUAUUUUGUUUGAAUAUUUUUAUGAUAAUUA
Messenger RNA from Condylostylus longicornis, 3299 nucleotides. RefSeq lists its product as uncharacterized. The transcript has 7 exons. Bases 319 to 2985 code for a protein of 888 amino acids. NCBI's taxonomy places the organism in Eukaryota, Metazoa, Arthropoda, Insecta, Diptera, Dolichopodidae. The record is from RefSeq and is a predicted model, not a curated record.